Messenger RNA from Anarrhichthys ocellatus (wolf-eel), 9357 nucleotides. RefSeq names its product BRCA2 DNA repair associated (gene brca2). Gene Ontology annotation, biological process: double-strand break repair via homologous recombination; regulation of DNA-templated transcription. Bases 239 to 9298 code for a protein of 3019 amino acids. Gene Ontology annotation, cellular component: nucleus. NCBI's taxonomy places the organism in Eukaryota, Metazoa, Chordata, Actinopteri, Perciformes, Anarhichadidae. The record is from RefSeq and is a predicted model, not a curated record. The transcript has 27 exons.
CUUAUUUUGAAGUUAGACUGAGUUCCGGUGUGCAGCGCGCGACGUUUGUUUUCUAAGCAGGGCAAAGUAAACUAGCUAGCAGGUUGACUCUUAUUUAAACUUCUUUAUCAUUUCAUAUCGUGGUUUUGUGGAAUGUCGUCAACAUUUUGUCAAUAGUCGCAUUGAGACAUGAAAGUCAACACUACGCCGCCAUGCUGUGCCACAUAACAAAGUUGAGGGGUUACUUAAAUCACCUGGAAUGGACUUACCCUCUAAAAACAUGUACGAGACAUUUAAAGAUGAAAUCUGGAAAGACUUGGGACCCUUGGAUCCCGACUGGUUUGAGACACUGACAUCUCAAAUGUUCACUGAGGGCAAUGUCUCUGAUCAAGAUGACCUGUGUGGGAACCAAGAGGCCAACUUUAAAACACCCUUUGACAAAACUGCAGUAGACAGUCAGCUGUUCUCAACCCCCAAAGUCUUCAGGCACAGACGAGUUGUGUCUCCUGAAACUGAGGAUGAGCAGUCAUUCACUGGUGAACGAGAAAAGGAAACAUUGCCGUGGGCGACAACACAAAGUCCAUAUUUGUUCCAGACGUCAAAAGAGAGGAUCCCAGGUGCAAAAUAUGGAGGUUUUCAUCCUCGGAGUCAGGACCGUUUUGAUCUGCUUCACACCCCACACACAUCCCCAGUCAGCUAUGACAACCAAAUGUCUGAAUGUCUCAGAGCCCAGCUUCAUCCUGAUAUGUCAUGGACCAGUUCUCUGAAUACCCCACCAGCCGUACCAUCCACCCUCAUUUUGUCUAAAAGUGAUGACAGUCCCUUUCCAGUGAGUGUUUCUGCAGACAGAAAUGUUGUGUUUGUACGGAAGCUUUUUCCGUCUCUUUCAAAUGCAUCCAGAGUUGGAGCGGUGUCGCCCAAAAACAAUGACCUACCUACCAUCCUCCAAGGUGCGGUUUCCGCUGAGGCUGUUCAGAACACAGAGUCCCACGACUCCCCCCACAGCUCACUGAAUCACAGCGACCUUGUGUGGAAACGGACUCUACCGGAUGCUAUCGAGGAUGGAGAAAUUCGCAGAACAGUAGCAAGUGUUCUUGAUGGAGCUGAAAAUGUUCUGUCUAUAUUUUUCACCAACAGUAGCUCAGCGCUGAGGAAAGUGAAAACUGACAGAACCAAAAGAAAGCACAUCAUUCCAACAAAAGAACAUGGCUGCAGCUCUACGGACGUCUCAUCAACAAACAACGCUGUGUCCAGUAAACAGAUAACAGCUGAUCAGCACCCUGGCAGGCUUCCCUCACCCCCACCGGUGAAAACUGUAGAGAGUGGAAUCACCCAGUGGUCUCCAUUGAGUUUAUCUGAACUCCCACCUUGUACUGUGCAAACUUCUUGCCGUGAUGAUAGUCCUGCUCUACAAGUGCAAAACAAUAUUCCAACAGAACACCUGCAGCAUGACUCUGACUCUGGCCAGCUGGUAGGCAGGCCACCUAUGAAACACACAGACUCUGGAUUUACCAAGAAAAAGAGAACAUUUGUUUACACUGUUGAGACCUCAAAACUGCAAGUUCAAGGAAAAGAAACGCAGUGUCCGAGGAUGGACGCAGUUCCAGAUUCUGGACAAGAAGUCCCGAAAGCCCCGGACGAAGCGGACUGUUGCAGUGUCGGGAUGAAUGAGAUGCAGAAACGGGGAAAUCUACGUCCUUCUUUACAAGCAAAAAUCCAGGAUCUUGACAUGUCGCAGCUUUGCAAAGAUUUCGCACAAGAUUUCAGUCAAAUGUCCGACCCCUGUAAGCUGAGUAAAGUACCAGAGGAUGCUCCUGGAAACGGCUUCUCGCCAUCGGCUUGUCUGUCGGCCAUGAAGCGAGCCAAGCAGAAGGCAAUGCAAGCAAAGCCUCACCGUGACAGCGCCGGUGACAGAAGACACGUUUCUACCGCUCAUCAAAACAACACCAUCAAUGAGGGAACAAUAAGUGACGGUGGAUUCCAGUCUGCUGCUGCAGAUAGCGCUCACGGUACUGCACCGUCAUUUGUUCUUCCCAGCUCAGAGAUCGGUGGUCGUCAGUGGGCCGAUAAACAAAGGACCGCUCCUGUCACAUCUACAAAUAAAGGGAACGGAAAAGCCCAUCUGGAUGAUAUUUUACAAGCGGCCGAAACGGAUGCCAAGCGGCCCAGUGCAAUCGGGGAAAGCCAGACCCUGGGCCCUGGCAGAGAGAGUGAGUUGCACAUAGAGAGCACAUCAGCACGACGGCCCAGCAGUGCAAAAGAAGCUGUCGGAAACGGUAAUCGCAGUUCCCUUAAUGGUCAAGCUCGUGGCAAUCUGCCAGAGAAAACGGUUUCUCUUCCUUCCGUCCAUCCAUCAGGAUUCAAAACAGCUUCAAAUAAGGGUAUAUGCAUUUCCUCAACCAACCUGGAAAGAGCCAAGCGUCUCUUUGAAGAGACUGAAGGGGAAAGAACUUCAAGUGGCCGGCCCACCAAAUGUGCCCACGACACUAAAGAGGAAAUGAGUCCUGGAUCAGUAAAAAAUCCACCCGCUAACUCAAACCAGCCACUUUCUGCAAGUGAAAGAAAUGAGGAUAUCUGUUGCCAGUUAACAGCUUCACAAAGAGCUGAUGUGACGGAGCUGUGCACUCUCUUGGAAGAAGCAGAUAGCCAGUUUGAAUUCACGCAGUUUAAAACUGAAAAGCCGAAACAAAACUGUCCCGAUAAUGCCUUCUCUCCCCUAAAAGUUGACAGAGAGCUUGACCCACAUUUUCUUUCGGGUAUAGAUUUUGAUGACAGUUUUAGUUCAGAAGCUGAAAAGGCAGCAACCGUGAUGCCUGACGAAACGACCUCCAUUUCAGAUGGUAAAACGAACCGCGAAACAUCCGACGUCACGUGUAAAUCCACAGGUUUGUCGUUGUCGAGCGUAAUGAAAAAAGAAAACUCCUCUCCUGACGAGGUUUCUACCUCUUCAAAGCACAUCUCCGAAGGCAGUCGUAGUGUUAUGUCAGCUGGACCCAAAAAGCUUGACGGAGCUGUGCACGGUGAAACGAGCAAGCUGCAGAACACACAUCCUUUCAUGCUCGGUGUGGGGUUCAAGACCGCAGGAGGAAAUGUUUUGAGGGUUUCGAAAAAGUGUCUGGGCAAAGCUAGAGCUUUGUUUGCAGAUUUGGAGGAGAAUCUCGUGACGAGUCAAACGGCACCGGACAAGCAAAGUAGCGAAACGGAUGCUAAAAGACAGCCGAGGUGCAGUGUGGAUAAUCCCACGGGUAACUUUCUGCCUCAUGGGGAGGAUGAUUCUACGUUCACAGGUUGUGGUAACGAUGCUGAGGGGAGGGUUCAGGGCGGUUCUUCCAACAUGAAGGACAGACGGGUCACAGGCAUUAGAGAUGAAGAGGCUGCAAAAAGUUUGAUGAACAGCAAAAGGGACACAGUCGCGUGUCAAAGCGGGUUCCAGAUGGCCAGUGGGAAAGGGAUUUCUGUUUCAGCUAAAGCUAUGCGAGAGGCAGAUGCUCUCUUCAGAGACUGUGAUGCAAUUGACAGUAACGCUGGCGUGUCAGUUAAACAUAAAGAGAUCUUAGAAGCCUUGCCCGGAAGUGUCAGUCACAAGGAAACCCUUCCAACAUGUGAAGUUCAAGGGAUGAAAGUAAACUUUUCUAAAGAACCAAUCGGUGAGUUUGAAAAUGUGAGCGCUGGACCAGCUGCGCGCCUUACAGAGUUUGUACAGCAUAACGAGGAGAUUCACAAUUUGGGUUUUAUGAAAACACUGGCUUUAACAAACCCGUCUGCAAAGGCACUUUCAUCUCUCUCAUGCACAACAUCAGAGAAUAUCGGCUCCUCUACCAUCAAUACAUUGAGCAGUGUUGGUGGAUUUUGUACAGACAGUGGGAGCAAAGCGUCCAUAUCAGCUGACACACUGAAAAAAGCAGAGCGUCUCUUGAAUGAAAGUUGUACACCUGAGGACGCAAACAAACAACUGAAAAGAAAAGGGGAUGCUUUAAGAACCGGCCAUCUCUGCAACCAAAGUCAGGUUUCAACACCUAGAAGUGGUGGAUUUCAGACAGCCAGCGGCAAAGGAGUGGCCAUUUCAUCCGCAGCUCUCAAGAAGGCAAAAUUGCUGUUGAGUGAAUGCGAUGAAGUUGAGGAUCACAUCUUUGUUAAACCAACCCAUUCCAAGAUGCCGGUUCCUGGUCCAACACCCAGGAAUAGUGGAUUUCUUGCAGCCAGUGGGAAGCAAGUGGCCUUGUCAUCUGAGGCCCUCCAGAAGGCAAAAGCUCUCUUCAGUGACAUCGGGUUCAAUGCAGAGAUCCCAGCUGUUCCAGAUGCAAGGAACGGUGACGAGACACGAGACAAUGCCGACAACACAGAGAAAACACAUUGUGGUUUCACAACUGCAGGGGGAGCAAAAGCCCGCGUGUCACAGAAAGAUCUGUCGAAAGCAAAAGACCUUACGACAGGAUUCGAUGACUGUUCUAUUUCAGCAACAGCAAUGCAAGAAGCGGACGCUUUCUUCGAGGACUGUGCCAUGAUGGAUGGUAACGAUGGCAUGUCAGUAAAACAGAAGAAAAGUAAAGCACCUGUGUGCGGAAGUGGCAGCGAGAAGAAAAACCUUUCAAAAUGUAAAGAAGAUCAGAGGUUGGACAUAAACAUCUCUGAAGAGCUCGGAGGGGGACACACUGAGUUUGAAAAUGUGAACACGGGGUUAGUUGAAAACCAUGAGAAGAUGCAUCCUGAUGAUGUGGAGAGUCACAAAGGUGUUUUUAAGAAUACAUUUGAUUUUUCCAACGCAGCUGCUUUACAUGGAAAGCCAUCUUUGGUGACGAAGACUCUUUCUGCCCUGCUGUGCACAACAUCAAAGAACAGUAGCUCCUCCGCCAUGAAUGAGAUGAGCAAAGCUGGUGGAUUCUGCACCGCCAGCGGGAAAAAAGUAUCCGUGUCUGAUGACGCAAUGACAAAAGCAAAGUCUCUAUUGAAUGAAAGUGCUACAUUUGAGGACACAAACAGACAACUGAAACAAAAAGAAAACACUUUUCCACCACAGAGUGGUGGAUUUCAGACAGCUAGCGGCAAAGGAGUGGCCGUUUCAUCCGCAGCCCUAAAGAAAGCAAAAACUCUGUUGAGUGAAUGCGAUGAAGUUGAGGAUCACAUCUUUGUUAAACCAACCCAUUCCAAGAUGCCGGUUCCUGGUCCAACACCCAGGAAUAGUGGAUUUCUUGCAGCCAGUGGGAAGCGAGUGGCCUUUUUAUCUGAGGCCCUCCAGAAGGCAAAAGCUCUCUUCAGUGACAUCGGGUUCAAUGCAGAGAUCCCAGCUGUUCCAGAUGCAAGGAACGGUGACGAGACACGAGACAAUGCCGACAACACAGAGAAAACACAUUGUGGUUUCACAACUGCAGGGGGAGCAAAAGUCCACGUGUCACAGAAAGAUCUGUUGAAAGCAAAAGAAAAACUGACAGAUUUAGCUGAUGUUGAACGUCAUGAUUCAAACUCGACAAGCCCACAUGACGGUAAGUCAGAUCUAUCAAAAGUGAAGGGUGUGAAGACACCUUGUAAUCCCACCACAGCCAGGUACAAGGACAGGUUUAGUGCCCCUCACGUAGUUAAAUCUUUAUCCUCUUUACAAGAGACUCACCAUGAAAAUAAAACAAGUGUACCCCGUUGCAUUUUUAUCAAAGACCAGGAACAUGCAGAUGCAUGUGGGGUCAGAGAAGACAAAAUGACCCCACCGGUGUUGGGCAACCUCCAUGAUGGCCCUGUAGAGGAAAUGUCAAGUGUAAAGCAGACAAGCAGCAGAGCGGGAUCUACGGUCAAAGGGCCACAGGUGUCUUCAGUUCUAAACUUCCAGUCACUUAACCUGAGUGGCUGCACUGAAACCCAGCAGAGGUUCUUUGCCCAGGAAGCGCUGGACUGCACUAAGGCUUUGUUAGAGGACGAAAGUCUAGCUGCCCAAAGUCUCUCAAUGACUUUAGAAAAUGUGCCACUGCAAGAAAACCCCAAAUCCAGCCAGAGGUCUGUAGAGGAACGACGGGGCACAGACAAAAGAUCAAUAGAGGACCCGGAUAUGACUGGUCAGCCUCCCCUGAAAAGACGAUUACUGGAAGAAUUUGACAGAACUGCUGAUGGUUCAACACUCCAUCCGGAAAAGAGUUGUCCAAACGGUGUGAUGAAAGACAGAAGGAUCUUUAAGUACAGUGUCUCUCUCCAUCCAAACAUCACGAGGCCACACACCAAUGGAAAAAAAUAUAUGGAAACCAGAUUGCAAAAUACAACACCAACACAAUACUCAACCCCAGGAGAAAUCAGAUCGGCACAUUCCAAGAAGCCAGCGUUCGUUCCUCCUUUCCUCAGCAACACAAAGACAGAGAGUCACAAGGACACGAUGCUCAAGGACAACAUGCGAACACCUUCUGCAUUUGUUCCUCCAUUCAAAAGACAAAGACCUGGUGUCCAAGAGAGCUCCUCUGAACCACAGGUGGAGGAGAAGGAGGAUAAACACCACCAUCCCUUUGUAACGCCCUUUAACAGCAACGCUUAUGUACCGCCCACUAAGAAAACACAGUGCACUACAGGAUUAACUGGUCAUAAAAGCACAGAAGACGUUGAGGCGGUGGCCUUGGCUGACAAUACAAGUGUCAAACUGAUGAAGAAUCAAAAGCUCCCUGUUGGCUGUGGAUCAGAGGACACUGCUGCAGAGACAUCACAUGUGGAGGACUCAUUGUCCACAUGUCAAGAUAUAUUUCAGAAUCUUCAUAAUGUAGAGCUGGCACGAGAUAUGCAAGACAUGAGGAUCAGGAAAAAGAAGCGACAGACCGUUCGACCUUUGCCGGGAAGUUUGUUUCUAACCAAGACCUCGGGAGUGACGAGGAUACCGUUGAGGGCUGCAGUGAACGGAAGGCCUCCUGCAAGAUACACCCCGAAACAGCUGUAUGGACAUGGAGUUCAUCAGCAUGUGUGUGAGAUCUCCAGUGAGACUGCAGAAUCUUUUCGCUUCAGUUUGAAGCAGUUCAUCAAACGGAAAGCUUUUCUCGACGGAGGCGGGGUUCAGCUUGCCGAUGGAGGAUGGCUGAUCCCCAGCAAGGAUGGGACGGCAGGGAAAGAAGAGUUUCAUAGAGCAUUAUGUGACACCCCAGGUGUGGAUCCUAAACUGCUCUGUGAGGGCUGGGUGGACAAUCACUACCGAUGGGUUGUGUGGAAGCAAGCGUCCAUGGAAAGAUCAUUUCCAGAAACAAUGGGCAGCCUCUGUCUCACCCCAGAGCAGGUUCUCCUGCAGCUCAAGUACAGAUAUGAUGUCGAGGUGGACCACAGCCGCAGGCCGGCUCUGAGGAAGAUCAUGGAAAAGGAUGACACGGCAGCCAAAACCCUCGUCCUCUGCGUCUGCGGGGUCGUCUCCAGGGGUCAGACCCCCAACAGACGGAGUUUCAACGACACCAAGACCCCACGAGGUGCCGACGCCAAGGUAGAAAACCCCUCUGCAGUUGUCUGGCUGACAGACGGAUGGUAUGCCAUUAAAGCCCAGCUGGAUGAACCUUUGACCGCCAUGCUGCACAGCGGUCGCGUAGCUGUCGGUGGCAAACUGAUCAUCCAUGGGGCUCAGCUGGUGGGAUCACAAGAAGCCUGCUCCCCUCUGGAGGCCCCUGAAUCUCUCAUGUUGAAGAUUUGCGCCAAUAGCAGCAGACCCGCACGAUGGGAUGCGAAGCUGGGAUUUCACAAGGAUCCAAGGCCGUUCCUGCUUCCUGUCGCCUGUUUGUACAGCAGCGGAGGACCAGUGGGAUGUGUGGACAUUGUCGUACUGAGAAGCUACCCCAUACAGUGGAUGGAGAGGAAACCAGACGGAGGCGUUGUCUUCCGAUCCGUUCGUGCCGAAGAGAAGGAGGCGAGACGAUACAACGGCCUCAAGCAAAAAGCGAUGGAGAUCCUGUUCACCAAGAUUCAAGAAGAAUUUGAAAAGGAGGACAAAGGUAAUAAUAAACCUCAGCGUGGAAGACGGAGCAUCAGUUGUCAGGGUGUUGCAAGUCUUCAAGGUGGAGAGGAGCUCUAUGAAGCAGUGGGGGAUGACCCAGUUUACCUCGAGGCUCAUCUGGGUGACCAUCAGUUGGAGACUCUACGCGCCUACAGGUGUUCUCUGAUGGAGAAGAAGCAGGCCGACCUGCAGGAUCGCUACCGACGAGCUUUAGAAAGUGCAGAGGACAGCGAAGGGAGCUGCCCCAAGCGAGACGUUACACCUGUGUGGCGACUCUGUGUCGCUGACUCCACGGACCAACGUGGCACUGUUUACCAGUUAAACCUUUGGCGACCGUCCUCAGAUCUUCAGUCUUUCCUGAAGGAAGGCUGUCGAUACAAAGCCUAUAAUCUCACCACUUCGGAUGGAAAGAAACACGGUGGCAGCACGACUGUUCAGCUGACUGGGACAAAGAAAACGCAGUUCCAGGACCUACAGGCUUCUCAGGAAUGGUUAUCCACACAUUUUCAACCGAGGGUCUCUACCUGUUUUGUGGAUCUUCAAAACCCAGAAUUCCAGUCGCUGUGUGGAGAAGUUGAUCUCGCAGGAUAUGUAAUCAGUAUCAUAGAUGGACAGGGUUUCUCUCCUGCAUUCUAUUUGGCCGAUGGGAAACUCAACUUUGUCAAAGUGCGCUGUUUCACCAGCUUUGCUCAGUCUGGCUUGGAGGAUUUGGUAAAACCACGUGUCCUGUUGACUCUGAGCAACCUGCAGCUGAGAGGUCAGUCCACGUCUCCCACUCCUGUUGUGUUCGCCGGAGAUCUGACCAUCUUCUCAACAAACCCCAAGGAAGGCCAUCUACAGGAAUCACUCAGCCGAAACAGAAACCUGGUCCAGAGUCAGGAAAACUUCUUUCUAAUUGCUGAAGAGAAGCUUUCAUAUUUAGUAACAUCUGAUGGCCUGAGGUCCAUCUCCUCUCCAGCUCUGCAAACACGAGCCCCAGCUUUUACAACAGUCAGAAGACAAGACACAAAAGUGACUUCUCAGCUGCCAGUCAGAAGCCUCGGAUCCUUCACACCUGUCAGCAGGAAACCUCCUGCAGCAAACUGUUCGACAGAGAAAGACCCUAUCGGCGUGAAGAGGAGGAGAGCUCUGGACUAUCUGUCUCGUAUCCCGUCUCCACCACCUGUCCUCCAUCUGGGCCCAGUGGCUUCUCCAUGUGUAAAUAAGACAUUCAACCCCCCUCGGAGGUCUGGGACACCUAGCACUUUAAAAACUGUACAGACUCCAGCUCGCAAACCUGUCAAUUCACCGGUGGAGGAUGAAUGGGUGAAUGAUGAGGAACUGGCUAUGAUUGAUACUCAGGCAUUGCAUGUUGGUGAUUUACUGCAGGUACAUAAGACUGUAUGAUGCCAAACACACUACAACUUUUAAUACACUGUACAAAUAAAUGAAUGUUCAGGCUGCAU